Messenger RNA from Salvia hispanica, 1967 nucleotides. Its product is annotated as laccase-14-like. Gene Ontology annotation, cellular component: apoplast. The record is from RefSeq and is a predicted model, not a curated record. Lineage: Eukaryota; Viridiplantae; Streptophyta; Magnoliopsida; Lamiales; Lamiaceae. Gene Ontology annotation, biological process: lignin catabolic process. Gene Ontology annotation, molecular function: copper ion binding; hydroquinone:oxygen oxidoreductase activity.
UCCAAUCUCAACAAACACAAGAAAAUAUUUACACACAAAAACAAUUAAAACAUCAAGAAAACUAAAGAAGAAAUGUUGUCGGCUUCAAAGCUUUUGUUCCUCUGUUUCUUAGGUAUUGUUCUGCUCGGAGGAGUAACGCCGAGCCAUGCCGCAGUUCGUCGCUAUAGGUUUGAACUGAGAAACUCUACACACUCUAGGCUUUGCACGAACAAGACCAUGCUAACGAUAAACGGACAGUUCCCGGGGCCAACGAUAUAUGCUAGAAGGGGAGAUUUGGUCAUAGUCGAUCUCAUUAAUAGGGCUGACCAUAAUAUAACCAUUCACUGGCAUGGGGUCAAAAUGCCGAGGUAUCCAUGGUCAGAUGGCCCAGAGUUUGUGACACAAUGCCCUGUUAGCCCUGGCACGAGGUUUAGCCAGCGGAUUGUCUUGUCGGACGAGGAAGGAACUCUGUGGUGGCACGCUCAUAGCGAGUGGUAUCGCAAUUCUGUUUAUGGUGCCCUUGUUAUUUUGCCUCCGAGGAGAGAGAGUUAUCCUUUUCCUAAGCCUCAUCAUGAAGUUCCCAUCUUACUAGGAGACUGGUUUAAUGGCGAUAUUCAGGAAAUUAUGGAGGAGUUCCUCGGUAGUGGAAGCGACCCAGAAGUUUCCAAUUCUUUCCUCAUCAAUGGCCAACCCGGGGACUUGUAUCCGUGCUCAAGACAAGAUACAUUCAGGUUAAAAGUGGAGAGCGGAAAGACCUACCUCCUGCGCAUCGUAAACGCAGUGAUGAACAACAUCAUGUUCUUCAAAAUCGCGAACCACAACGUGACCGUGGUGGGCACUGACGCCGCCUACACGAAGCGCCUGACGAGCGACUACAUCGCGAUAUCCCCCGGCCAGACCAUGGACCUCCUCCUCGUCGCCAACCAGCCCCCGAGCCACUACUACAUGGCCUCAAGAGCCUACGCCAGCGGCGGGGACUUCGACAACACCACCACCACCGCCAUCCUCGAGUACGCCGGCAACUACACCCCUCCCGCCUCCCCGGCCCUCCCCUCCUUCCCGCCGUUCAACAGCACCGCCGCCUCCCACAACUUCACCACCCAAUUAAGAAGCCUAGCAAACAAAAAGUACCCUGUCGACGUCCCCAAGAACAUCUCCGACAUCCUCUUCUUCACCCUCUCCAUCAACCUCCGCCCCUGCGCGAACGACUCCUGCGAGGGGCCGUUCUCGGAGAGGCUGAUGGCGAGCGUCAACAACGUGACCCUCCAGCUGCCGAGGACGGAUUUCCUCCAGGCUUAUUACAGAAGGAUCAAUGGCGUCUACACCACCGAUUUCCCGGACAACCCGGCCUUCCCCUUCAACUACACGCAGCAGACCAUUCCUAGAGAUCUCGCCCGCCCGCAGAAUGGGACCUCCGUCAACAUCCUCGACUUCAACGCGACUGUCGAGCUCGUGUUCCAAGGUACAAAUCUCGUUGGAGGAAUCGAUCACCCCAUGCAUCUGCACGGGUACAGCUUCUACGUAGUUGGAUCCGGGUUCGGGAACUUCAACCGGACCCGGGACCCGCCCAACUAUAAUCUCGUCGACCCGCCGUUGAUGGAGACCAUCGCCGUGCCGAGAAAUGGAUGGACUGCGAUUAGGUUCAAGGCUAAUAAUCCAGGAGUGUGGUUCAUGCACUGCCAUUUCGAGCGUCACGUGAGCUGGGGAAUGGGGAUGGUGUUCAUUGUGAGGGACGGGCCGGGGCGCGACGAGAAGCUGCUGCCGCCACCGCCGGAUAUGCCACGCUGCUAAUCUUGAUCGAGAUUAGAUUAAAGAGUCGAGAUUUAUUUUUAUUUUUAUUUUUACUUUUUUCGGGACGACCUGGAAACACAGUCAGCGAAAUGAGUAGUAAAUAAGAUGAUGUAUUGAUCUAUUGUUUGGGGGUUUUACUAUUUGUUUGUAACUUUUUUUAUUCUUGUAAUGGAAUAAAAGUCUUGAUUUCAUGUUCA